Messenger RNA from Blastomyces gilchristii SLH14081, 4468 nucleotides. RefSeq names its product STE/STE20/PAKA protein kinase. Gene Ontology annotation, biological process: protein phosphorylation; regulation of MAPK cascade; intracellular signal transduction. The coding region runs from base 498 to 3218 and encodes 906 amino acids. Gene Ontology annotation, molecular function: protein serine/threonine kinase activity; ATP binding. The record is from RefSeq and is a predicted model, not a curated record. The transcript is spliced from 5 exons. Gene Ontology annotation, cellular component: cytoplasm. NCBI's taxonomy places the organism in Eukaryota, Fungi, Ascomycota, Eurotiomycetes, Onygenales, Ajellomycetaceae.
CACCAGAGUCUUUUAACUAAAAGUUUUAAUUACCCCAGGGUAGGGUAGGGUAGGGUGCAGAGAGAGAGAGGUUGGCUCCCUCCCACGAAAACGAACAGCUAUUAGGUUGUUGCCAGUCAAGCCAGUUUCCCUCUCUAUCCUAUCGUGGUGGUGGCUUGCGAUCUAAAACUAUUUCCUCUCCCUCUCUUUCUCUCUGCUUCUCUCUUCCCUCGAUCGAUCCCAUCUCGUAACCCCCUUCAGUUGCUGCUUGUUGCCGCCACACACUACACUCCUCCCAAUCCCUUCUUCGUACUUUCUUACCGUCUUUCGUCUUUUCGCUCUCUGCCAAUUGCUACUCUCGGUGAUUUUGUCUCUUCGCCCUCUUCUGCCUGCUAUUCUCUCGCGGCGGCUUCAGUCGUCGUGGUCUGGUUGUUGGUCCUGUUCGUUGUCAUUACAUUACUGUCGCUGCUGUCGUGGCCGCGGUCGGGCGCUUUCGAUCCUUGAUCCCAGGGAUAACUAUGGACCAAGCAAACCCCCCUCCUCUCAAACAACGACGUCCUUCCACCAAACUUCACAAACAUCCCCAUCAACUAUCUUCCAGUUCCUGGUCUCUUAAGAAACAACCAAGCGCCACAUCUCUUCGACGACACCCUUCUGCCCCAGUCUAUCCCCGCUCCCACGCUGGUUCUAGCCGUGAACACCUCCGAACCAAAUCCAACGACGCCUUCGGUUCCUCCUCCUCUUCUCUCGAUCAGCACAGCGCUCACCAAUCACCAGUCCUCACCACAGCUCCUACAAACGACUUUGGCCCGUCUUUGUCCAACACCUCUAUCCAUCCCCGCCCUCAAUAUCCCCAUCGUCUUUCCUUUACCGAUCGAAGUUCCGAUGAUUUCAUAGGAAGCGCUUUCGACGCGCGGACUAUGCUCAACGCCCUAGAUUCAUCCAGCCCAGGCGACGAACCCCAGUCUAGCCGUCGUCCACCUCUCCUCCCCUCUUACAACACUAGCCCUGGCCCCGGAUCCUCAAAGCCCUCCCUGAGAGAGUCUGCCAGCUUCACAUCCGCCCCACAACCCAUGGAUCCCUCCCCUACCCCUCCCGCUGAAGAUGGCGCGAACAUUUCAUCGUCAAAGCGAUAUUCUGAUGAGAGCGGAGGUGGUGGCGGCGGCGGUGGCAGGCUAGGUUUGAGUAGACGUAAAACGGGGUUCUCCAACUUCAUGAACAGCAUGCUAGGCUCUCCUCGAAACAUCAAAAUCUCAGCGCCCGAAAAUCCUGUUCAUGUCACCCAUGUUGGAUAUGAUAAUGAAACAGGUCAAUUUACGGGUUUGCCCAAAGACUGGCAACGUAUGCUGCAGGAGAGCGGUAUUUCGAGGAAGGAACAAGAACAGCAUCCACAAACCAUGGUAGAUAUCAUGAAAUUUUACGAGAAAACCGCUGGUGGCCGGGAUGAAGACGAGGUCUGGCACAAGUUUGACCAUGCAGUGGCCCACGAGCAUAAUGACACUGGUCCUGCUUCAAAAGGGUCCCCCGGCGCUCUGGGCCCCAGCUCCUAUACUACACCACUACACCCCAUAAACUCGCCCCCCACCAGUCCAAGAUUCCCUCAGAACCAUGAGGGGAGCUUUGAAAAUCCCAGAGCACCACCACCAAUCCCGCGCUCCUCAUCUGGCGCCAACCCCCUCUCCCCCAACAAAAGUCCAUCCCUGUCUAGUAGAGUGCCAAACCGUGCCGCUCCCAAACCCCCAGUUUUACCAACUAAUAACUUGGUUCCUGUUCGACCUGCCCCCCCACCCCCUAUUUCAAAGGAAAGCGUCAAUGGGUCAAAUCGGCCGGUGCAGGAGUUACCUACGCAUUCAUUUACGACACGACCAGCCCCAGAAUCUAGCCAAUUGCCCCUAGAAACCCGCCCCAGUCGAUCUAAUUCGAAUGCCAAUGAGGCAAGCCUUGGAAGAAACGUCCCGGCACAAGUUACGUCUCCCGCUCAAUAUCAGCAGCUUCAGGAACAAGCCAUUACUGCCGCUCAACAUGCCAUUUCCAAUAAACAGCUGGAGCGUUCAAGAAGCCAACGCCAACAGCAAGGACCACAAUCCCAAUCGCAGCCACCGCGCAUGCAUCGGCAACAUGUCCCUCCUCCUAUUCAACAACAGCACCAACCAUCAACCGGUUUAACAAAUCCGUCGUCGUCGAGGCCUGAACACCAGCAGUUCACACCCCCAACACCUCAACAACACUUUCCCCAAAAGGCACCAGCAAUACAGCAGACACCGCACCAGCAACAGCAGGGUCACCUUGGUCCAUCUCCCCGACCGCGUCAGCGAACCCGUCAGAACAAUGGGUUUGAUAUCAAGGCCCGGCUCAACGCGAUAUGCUCUAGUGGUGAUCCGACCCGUAAGUAUAGGAAUUUGAAUAAAAUUGGACAGGGUGCGUCCGGUGGCGUCUACACCGCUUAUGAGAACGGGACCAACAAAUGUGUGGCGAUCAAACAAAUGAACCUUGAACUUCAACCAAAGAAAGAUCUUAUCAUCAAUGAGAUUCUGGUGAUGAAAGACAGCAAGCACAAAAACAUCGUCAAUUUUAUGGACAGCUUUUUACAUGGAGGCGACCUCUGGGUCAUAAUGGAAUAUAUGGAGGGAGGGAGUUUGACCGAUGUUGUUACCUUCAACAUUAUGACAGAAGGCCAGAUUGCGGCAGUGUGUAGAGAGACUCUCAACGGCCUACAACACCUCCAUUCGAAAGGUGUUAUCCAUCGAGAUAUUAAAUCUGAUAAUAUCCUUCUCUCCCUGGAUGGCAACAUCAAACUCACCGACUUUGGGUUUUGUGCUCAAAUCAACGACUCGCAGAACAAGCGCAACACCAUGGUUGGAACUCCGUAUUGGAUGGCCCCUGAAGUUGUCACACGCAAGGAAUACGGGCGUAAAGUCGAUAUCUGGAGCUUGGGUAUUAUGGCGAUUGAGAUGAUAGAAGGAGAGCCUCCUUAUCUCACCGAAUCACCGCUGCGUGCUCUCUAUCUUAUCGCCACAAAUGGAACCCCAACUAUUAAAGAUGAGCAAAACCUGUCACCAGUUUUCCGAGAAUUUUUGCAUUUCGCGUUGAGGGUUGAUCCGGAGAAAAGAGCUUCUGCGCAUGACUUGCUCAAGCACAACUUCAUGUCCUUGUGCGAGCCGCUUCCUAGCCUCGCGCCAUUAGUUAGAGCUGCCCGAAUCAGCAGGGCCCAGGAGAAGGCCCAGAAAGGCGGUGGCUAGUUCUUAAGACCCUUGUGAACAAUCCAACCUUACACCAGAUGGAAAAUAACCACACUCAACAUCUUCCUCUUCCACUCCUUAACUCCGAUACCCAUGCCUUCUUUAUUACUACUUUAUUAUUUUCCAUCUCUGAUCUAUAUGUCAUCAUCUUAUGCCUUUCUAUUUUACGCCCCCAGGUCCUGCUCAUGAUUUUAGAUGGCCCAAUUUCUGCAUGGAAUAUCCACGUUAAUCUUUUGCUUGUCGACAUUCUGUGUUGUUUCGCUGCACAAUUAUCUGCGGUCUACCCCAAAUAUAGAACGCGCUGAUCUAAAACUUUGACUCUUACGUGUUUCGCUUACAUGUCGUCUCCACACUUGUCUGCCCAUUUGCACCAAAUGUGGGCCACAGCUUGAAUGUAAUUUACUGACGAACGAUGAUAUGCCAGAGUAUGGGGGUGGAUGAAGGUGUGUCCCCUACUUGUAUUCCGACCAGAUAAACAUAUCCUUUUCUCACUUUCGGUCGUUGCUGUCUAUUUUUAUGGUCACUCCCCACACCCACCCCUGAGAAAUCUACAACUUCUUUCUCACCUUUCUUUCUUAUCUCGAAUCCUUUGAUUAUGAACAUAACGUGGGCUUUAUGGCGUCUAGUUUUAAUUGUCAACUACAAUAAAAAAACAAAAAAGGGAUUCAUUUGACUGUUCCAGCUUAUCGAGAAGAUGCAGAUACCUAUCUAUAUCGCCUUCUCUAUCAACCUCCCGCUUUGAACCCUUACUCCUUCAACCCACUCAGGGAUGCAUCUAAUUGCAGUCUUCAUACUUUUAUUCCAUCCCACCUAACACCAGGAGCAUAGACUAAAUAUAUUUUGGUGUGCUCAUGCCUGAAACAUUUCGUACAUGCAUUGGUUAUCCUUAAUAGAUCCUUCAUAAGACGUUUCUUAUAUUUGAGUUGUUUUCCAGGAUCUUAUUGCACCUGUCUAUAACAGCCUCAUUCACAAUAUAUUCCAUAGCGGCGUUCUCCAUUUAUCGACAGUAGUAUUGAUUCUUCAUGAUUUGCCGCUCAUUCCCAAUAAUGAGAGUAAUAUUGUGGACGGGUAUUUUGGUUAGAGACACAGUUGAACAUCCAUAGUUUUUUUUUAUCAAUUCAUCAUAACUACAUAUUUUCACUAGACCUAUGUCUCUGCUGAUGCGAUGCAGUCCCAACUCCAUCAUUAUUAGAUCUCAUGAUGAUAAUAGGAUCUGUAUAUGCGCAUGUGAAUGAAAGUUAGCUUGAAUG